Fulvia fulva is the source of this 2028-nucleotide messenger RNA. Its product is annotated as ATP-dependent DNA helicase II subunit 1. Gene Ontology annotation, molecular function: DNA helicase activity; telomeric repeat DNA binding; damaged DNA binding. Gene Ontology annotation, biological process: telomere maintenance; double-strand break repair via nonhomologous end joining; cellular response to gamma radiation. The coding region runs from base 1 to 2028 and encodes 675 amino acids. The transcript has a single exon. Gene Ontology annotation, cellular component: nucleus; Ku70:Ku80 complex. The record is from RefSeq and is a predicted model, not a curated record. NCBI's taxonomy places the organism in Eukaryota, Fungi, Ascomycota, Dothideomycetes, Mycosphaerellales, Mycosphaerellaceae.
AUGACAGACAUUCCCUACAGAAUGGCGGAAGACUCAAAAUACCCCUACGCCACGGAGGAGGAUGAGGAUGACGAGGAGGAAGUCGGCGAGUCUGGCUACAAGACUGUCAAAGACGCAGUGCUCUUCGCCAUCGAUGUCAGUGAGAGUAUGCUCACAGUGCCAUCCGAUUCGGACCCAAAGAAGCUAGACACAGCACUGUCCCCAACGUUGGCAGCACUGAAAUGCGCCUACGCGUUGAUGCAGCAGCGCAUCAUUAGCAAUCCAAACGAUAUGAUGGGAAUCUUACUGUUCGGCACGAAAAAGAGCAAAUUUCGGGAAGGAGAAGACGAGGGUAACCGCGCUGGAUUGCAGUACCCGCACUGUUACCUACUAACAGAUCUGGAUGUUCCAGCAGCAGCAGACGUCAAACAGCUUCGUACCCUUGUAGAUGACGAGGAAGAAGCUGCCGACCUGUUGCAGGCCAGCAGUGAGGAGGAAGUCAGUAUGGCCAAUGUUUUAUUCUGCGCGAAUCAGAUCUUUACCACCAAAGCGCCAAACUUCUCAUCCCGACGAUUGUUCCUGGUGACAGACAACGACUACCCGCAUGCUUCGGAUAGAAAUGCGAGGAACAGUGCUGCUGUUCGUGCGAAGGAUAUGUACGAUCUUGGAGUCACUAUCGAGCUUUUCCCAAUAUCACAUCCGGAUCGGGACUACAUCUUUGACAGGAACAAGUUCUACAACGACAUUGUGUACUCUGCAACGCCAUCUGACCCGGACGCGCCUGCGCCACUAUCAGAUGACAUCAAAGCAGCGAGCAGUGUCGCAAAAGACGGGAUCAGUCUGCUGCAGUCGCUAAUCUCUUCCGUCAAUUCUCGUGCCGCUCCUCGCCGGGCAAUUUUCAGCAGUGUGCCUUUCGAAAUCGGGCCAGGGCUCAAGAUCAGCAUCAAGGGCUUCAUCUUGAUCAAGCGACAAGAGCCGAAGAGAACCACGUAUGUCUACCUGCCACCUGACAGUGACAAGGCGCAGAUCGCAGUCGGUAGCAGCACGCUGGUGGACGAGGACACAGCUCGCACGGUGGAGAAGGUUGAGAUCAGAAAGGCUUUCAAGUUCGGCGGAGAGACAAUCUCACUCACCGAGGAGGAACUUGCAGAGGUCAAGAAAUUUGGCGACACGGUACUUCGUAUCAUCGGCUUCAAGCCAAUGAGUCUGCUGCCAAUGUGGGCCAGCGUUGACAAAUGCACUUUCAUUUAUCCUUCGGAAGAUGGCUGGGUAGGGUCUACCCGAGUGUUCUCUGCCCUGCACCAAAAGCUUCUGCAAGAUGACAAGAUGGGACUCGCAUGGUACAUACCUCGCAAGAAUGCCGUGCCAAAACUGGUGGCGAUCAUCCCAGGCGUGGAAGAACGUAACGAAGAAGGCGAGCAGAAGAUGCCACCCGGGCUAUGGCUCAAACCACUCCCAUGGGCCGAUGACAUUCGAGAAGCACCGGAGACGAACCUAGUGAGAGCACCAGACAAAGUCGUGGAUGCCAUGCGCAUCAUCGUGGAACAGCUUCAGCUCCCCAAAGCAAUCUACGAUCCAUACAAGUACCCGAAUCCGUCACUGCAGUGGUUCUACCGCAUCCUGCAAGCGCUGGCGCUCGAGGAAGAUCUGCCGGAACAGCCCGACGAUAAAACACUACCGAAGUGGAAGCAGAUUCACAAGCGUGCUGGAGGCUAUGUGAUCGAAUGGGGCGGCGCUCUCGACGAAGCCUUCGAAGAGUGGCAGACCAACAACCAAAAGAGCAUCAAGCCCGCCACCAACGGAGGUUCGAAGCGCACGGCGCCGGCAUCGUCCGCGCCUAAGACGAAGAAAGUGAAAGAAGAAGACGAUGACGAAGGUGUCACAGAUGCGCAAAUGCGUGGUGCCUAUGAUGGAGACAAAAUUGGCAAGUUUAAGAAUGCUGAGCUGAAGGCAUGGCUGCAGUCCAAGAAUUUGCGGGCAGGAGCGAAGAAGCAGGAUAUGGUCGAUGCCGUUACGAGCUACUUUGAGACGAAGAUGGAGACCGACUAG